AUGCAAGGUCCCGCGAUGGCCGCCGCAACGGCGAAGGAGAAAAGUUAUGGCGGAGGUGUCUCGGAACCUCCGAGUCAACAGAGGAAUGCUGACGAGUCCGUCUCUCGCUUUCGAAUUGAGAGUGCUACUACUCAAUUCGAAUCCCACAAGUUACCAAAUGCCGUGCGCGACUCGCAGGAUCAUGGUGCCGCUGGCUCGUUGGGAACGCCCUCGACGAGGGACGGCGCGUUGGCGAAUGAUAUGGAAGAGACGCUUCUGCACCACGCGCGCAUGCUCGCGCGCGAGCGCAGCAAGCGCGCUGAAGCCUCUGCGCGCCGAGAGGAAGCGGAGGCGCGGUGGCGGGCGGCGGAACAAGAGGCGGACGGUCUCCGCCGUGAGCUGGCCGCGCUGCUAUUGCGGAAAGCGGGGGACUCCGUAGUGUCCGCGACGGGCGUUGGGCAGGAGCUGUUAGGGGAAGCAGGCGCGGGGAUGGCGGGGCAGUUGGCGGAAUCAGAGCGCGAGAUGGCGGAGUUGCGGCGGGACGUGGGGGAGGUGACGCGGUGGGUGCGCAGGAGCGAGAUGCGCGCGCGGGAGGGAUGGCGCGCGGUGGAGGGGAUGAUGGGGGGAAUACGGAGGCGGAUGGAUAGAACGAGAGGGGAGGAAGGCGCGCCAGGAGGCGGAGGAGGGGUAAGCAGCGGGGGCGCAGAGGAGCGCGCAGGGGAGCGCGCAGGGGAGCGCGCAGGGGAGGAAUGCGGGAAUGAAGCGGAGAGGGGAGAUUGCGGUAUGCAAGAGGGGCUUGGAGAUGCGCGGAGCAUGCUUGGAGUGUGGGGAGGCGAGGUUGUAGCAGGGGGGAACAGCGGGAACGAGGGAGGAGGGGCGCGGAUAAGCGAGCUUGGUGAGGGGGAAACGGGCAGCGCGGGGGCCGAAGAAGGGAGGUGGAGAGGGAUAGGGCGGGGGAAGGAGAGAGGGAGGGGUAGGUUGGAGCGGGUGAUAAGGCGGAUUCGGGAUUUGCAGGCGAGGGUGCAGGAGGAGAGAUGGCAGCAGGCUGAGUUGGAGCAGCAAGUGGAGAGGGCAGGGCGGGAGGUGGCACGAGUUAAGUCGCUCGUUGGGGAAGCCGUGGGGGGGGAGAGGAAGAUAGAAGACGGGGAAGGAAGGAUGGGGCAUGGGAAUGAAGGUAGUGAGGAAGGGGAGCAGGAGGACGGUUUCGUAGGGUUGAGAGUGGUAGGGGUUGGUGAAGUGGCAGAGGAAGAGAGUGCGGUAGGCAGGGGAGGGAUGGGUGGGAUGGGUGGGAUAGAAGGGGAGGAAGAGGGGACAGAGGGAGAGGAGGGAUCGGAGGGGAGUGCAAGGGAGGGGAGGCGAGUGGGUAAGGACGGAGGAGAGGAGGAUGAGGAGGUGGAGAUAGUGUGUGGGUGUGCGGUUGAGGCGAGUGUGGGGAGUGGGAAGGAGGUGGUGUGCGAGGGGGGACGAGGAGGGGAGGAGUCUGGUGCAGGACAUGGGCGUGGGAGGGAAGAGCGGGUGGAACAAGGUGGAGAGGAGUUGAGAAGGAUUCAGGAGCAGGUGAACGGGGGGUUUGAGAGGACGUGCGAGGGGGAGUGUAAGGAAGAGUGUGGAGGAGCGUGUGAAGGGGAGUGCGAAGGCGAGUGUGAGGGGGAAUAUGAUGGGGACGAGGUAGGAGGCAUGGCGUUUGUGCUGGCAGGGGUGGAGGCGGAGUUACAGCAGGUGCAGGCGCAGGUGCAGUGGGUUGCAGGCAGGCGAAGCGAGGUGCAGCAGUGCGUGCAUGCAGUGUGGGCGCGCCUGGUGCUGCUGCUGCAAAGGCAGGUGGAUGGAGCAAGAGGGGGAGGUGUCGAGCAGGAGGAAAGAGCGCGGGAGGAGGAGAAAGGCAGGUUGCAUGAGGAGGAGGGAGGGGAGAGGGGUUUGGGGAGGGUGGAGAAGAGCCGUGGUGCUGUGGGAAAGAGGGAGGAGGGCCUGGGGAAUUCGUGGAUAGAGGGGCUUGAGAGGCAGGUGAGGAAGGAGGGGAUGAGGGAAGGAAGGGAGAUGUUGAGGAUGGUGGAAGCGCAGUUGAAGGAGGAAAGGGAGAAAGUGUGUGAGGCAGAGAUGAACGAGGGGGAGGUGAGGGAGGAGGUGGAAAGGAAGGGGGGGAGAGUGAGGGAGUUGGAGGAGGGUGUGAGGGAGAAGGAGGAAAAGGUGAAGGAGCUUGAGAGUAGGUUGGAGAAGGCAGAUGUUCUUAUAAGGGAAGCGGAUGAGCAGCUGCUAGUGGAAAAGGACAAGGUUGGGAGGUUGGAGGAGAGUGUGAGGGAGCUUGAGGAGGUGGUGAGAGCGAGAGAGGUGGAGGAGACGAAGGAGGUGGUAGCAGAAGAGGUGAGGGAGACAGCAAAACAGGUGGUUCUGAUAGAGGUGGAGGCAGAGGAGGUAGAGGUAGAGGCAGAGGUAGAGGAGCGGAGGAAGCAGGGUGGAGAACUGGAGGGGGUGGUGGAGGAGAGAGAGGGGUGUGUGAGGUGUGUGGGGGAAGAGAAUUUGCGGAACGGUGUGUUGGAGGGCGGGGUGAGUGAGUGGCGGAAGCAGGUGGAGGUGAUGGGAGGGGAGGUGGAAAGAGGGAAGGGUGCGGUCAGGGAGGUUGAGGAGGAGGUGGGGAGGCUGAGAGGAGAGGUGAGGGCGAGGGAGGAGGAGGCUGGGAGGUGGAAGGCGGAAGCGGAGGAGAGAGAGAGGAGAGUUGGGAUGCUUCAGGGUGAUGUGGUGCUGCUGGAGAGUGAGUUGGCAGCGUGCCGUGCUGAUCUGGCGAGGAUUUGUGCUGAGGUGGCGGAGAAGCAUGCUGACGUGGUGGAGAAGCAUUCUGAGCUGGCCGCAGCGAGAGAAACAAAUUCGGAACUAGAGGAAAAACUGCAGGAGCAAGAGGGGAGAGUAAGAGAGCAGGCGGCAAGGGCAAGGGAGCAGGAGGAGAGGGUAGAGGCUUUAGAGGAUCAGGUGGCAGCGAGAGAUGCGAGGAUACGGUGGAUGGAGAAGGCUGGGUUGGAGACUUGUGCGAGACUGCGAGCAGCGCAGGAAGAGGUGAGGGCGAGGGAGGAGAGUAUAGAGGAGAUGGUGAGAGAGGUGGGUGUGCUGGGGAGGCGAGUGGAGGAGGCACGUGGAGAGGCGGUGGAGCAGGGGGAGCGAGUGAGGGAGCUGAAGGGGGUGGUGAGGGAGAUGGAGAGGGAGAGAGAGGUGAAACGGAUGGACGGGGUGGCGGUGGGUAGGGGUAAGGGGACAGGGAAGGGAGGAGAGAUGGAAGGCGGGGGGGGGAUGGGAUGGGGAGAGUGGGGAGGGGAGGGGAGGGAAGGGAUGAAGGGGGUGAGGGUAGUGAGUGUUGGUUGUGUGGAUGAGGUAGAGGAGGAUGUGGGUGGUGUGGAUGCAGGUGUGGGAAAGGCGGGAGGGACGAAAACAGAGGUAGUGGGUGUGAGAGCGGAGGAAAAUGAGGGGGCAUCCGUGGUUGGUGGUACAGGAGAGAGUGGUGGCAUAGCUGUUGUGGGAGAGGAAAUGAGAGGAGUUGAAGGGACAGGGGAAGCAGGAGGGGCAGGAGCAGCAGGAGCUGCAAGAGCGGCAAGAGAAGAGGGGGGCAAGGAUGGAGAGGUGAGAAGGCAGGGAGAGGAGGAAGGAGAGGUGGUGUGGCUAAGAGAGCAGGUGCGAGAGAAGGAAGAGAGAGUGAACGAGAUGGAAGGAGAGAUAGAGAGGGCGAGAGAGGAGGUGAAGAGAGAGGUGGAGAGGAGGGCAGGCGUGGAGCGGGAGGUGGGGAAGGAGAAGGAGCGGCGGAGAAUGGUCGAGGCGUCGAAAGCACAUCUGUUUCUGCAGCACCAGUCGGCACAGGAGCAGGUGUACAAGCUGAAGAUGAUGGAGAAAGGGCAGCGGAGAGAGGUGGAGAGCAGACUAGCGGCGGAGAGGCGAGCAGUGGAGGAAGCAGAGGAGGCUGUGAGAGUGCAGGAGGAGCUGCAGGGAGUGAUAGAGAUAAGGGAGAGAGAGCUGGAGGUGCUGGGGGAGGAGAAGGAGGCUGCGGAGAGGAGGGGGGUGGAGGAGGUGGAGGGGUGGAGGGAGAGAGUGAGGGAGGUGGAGGGAGAGGUGGAGGAGAAGGGGAGGGAGGUCGUGAGGCUGGAAGCGGAGGUUGGUGGUUUGAGGGAGAGAUUGGGAGGAGUUUUGGGGGAGUUGGAGAGGGUGGGAGGGGAGAGGGAUAGGUUGGAGGGGUUGGUGGGGGAGAUGGAAGGGCGGGUGCAAGGGUUGCAAGAGGAGAUGGAGAGAGUGGAAGGUGAGAAGAGGGAAGUGGUUAAUGAGGUGGGGAGAGUGAGGGAGGAGAAGGAGGAGGUGGAGAGGAAUGUAGAGGAGAUGAGGGAGGAGGAGGAGCGAUUGCGAGCAGAGGUAGAGGUGCUAAAAGAGAGGGUGGCGGAGCUCGAAGAGGAGGUGGAACGGGAGAGGAGGGCGAAGGGGGACGCGGAGAGGGAGUGGGAGAGGGUGAAAGGGGAGUUGGAGAGGGGGAGAGAGGUGGCAAUGGUGCAGAGGCAGCGGAUGGGGGCGAUGGAGGGUCGUGUGAUGAGCCUUCAAGAGGAGUGUGAGGCGUUGCAUGAGGUGGUGGGGGUGAGGGAGAGGAGAGUGAAGAAGGUGGAGGAGGAAGGGGAGAGGAGAGUGAGGGAGGUGAAGGAGGAGAAGGAGAGGGGAGAGGUGGAGGAUUUAAAGGGAGAGGUGAAAAGGAGGGAAGAGGAACGUGAGGAGGAGAGGAAAAUAUGGUGGGAGGUGGAGAGCGAGGAUGAGCGGUUGCGUAAGGAGGUGGAGGAGAGGGAGGAGGAGGUGAGGAGGGUGAGAGGAGAGGUGGAGCGGAAGGAGAGGGAGGUGGAGGAAAUGCAAGGGGAGAGAGACAGGUGGAAGGGCGUGGCAGAGGCACGGGAGAGGAGGGUGAGUGAGAUGGAAGGGAAGGUGAGAGAGAGGGAGGAGAGGGAGGUGGGAUGGAAAUUGAAGGAGCGAGAGUGGAAGGAGAGAGAGCGGGAGUGGGAUAAUAAAUUGGCUGACUGGGAGGGACGGGAGGGAGAGUGGAAGGAGAGGGAGGAGCAGUGGAAGAAACAGGUGGGGGAAGCUGUGAGGGCUGCAGAGGCUGCAAGGGUGGGGAUCAGCCAAGGACGAACGCGAGAGGAGGAACUGAGAGAGAAGGUGCGGGAUGGGGAGGAGGAGGUGGAGAGGCUGAGGCGAGUGGUAGGUGAGAUGGAGCAGGAACGAGAAGAGCUGAAGGUACUGCUGGCAGAGGGGGAGAGGCGAUUGGUGGAAGCAGAGGGGGAGGUGCAGGGAUUGCUGUGUAGGGUGGAGGAGAUGGAGGGGGAGGUGGCGAGGGGAGUGGAGGAGGAGAGGAGGAGGGUGGAGGAGGAGGGGAGGGGAGAGGUGGUGGUGCUGCAGGUGGAACGAGGGGCAGAGGGGAUUGUGGUGGUGAGAAGGGAAGUGGAGGAGGUGCGAGGGGAGAAUGAGACGCUGAGGUGGGAGAUUGAGGUUUUAAAGGGAGAGAAUGAGGCAUCGAAAGGGGAAAGAGAGCAGUGGGCAAGGCAGCAGGUGCAGGAGAGUGUGCGUGUGGGGGGGACCGGCGAGCAGCAGAGGGACGGGAGUGGGAGCAAGCUGCAUGGCGGUGUGGAGGGAGGGAGUGAGGGGGCGAGAUGGGUGAGAGAGGAGGAGAGGCAGGUGGAGGGAGUGGAGGAGAAGAGGGGGGAGGUGGAGAGUGUGCAAGCGAUGGUUGAGGUACGGAGUGAAAUGAAGAGCGAGAGGGAGAGGGAGAGGGAGUUAGAUGCAUGGCAGGUGGCACAGGAAGAGGCAGAGGAGGAGGUGAGGAGGGAGAUGUGGAGGGAGGUGAGACGGUUACAGGACGAGGUAGCAGCUGCAAGGGCUGAAACACAGAGGGUGGACGCAGAGAGAAGGGCUGCUGCUGCUGCAAGGGAGAGAGAGGCGGAGGAACGGGAGAGAGUGGAGGGGAAGUGGAGGGAGAGUGAGGAGGUGGUGUGUGUGCUGAUGCGAGAAAUAGAGGAGCUGAGGCGGGAAGGGCACGCACGGGAGAUGGAGGGACAGCAGCUGGCUGGAGCAGCGGUGAGGGAGUUGGAUAGGCUGAGAGAGAGAGUGGAGGAGGUGGAGGCAGCAGCUGAGGCGGCACGGAGGCUCGUGGUACAAGCAGAGGAGGAGGGCAAAGGAAAGGGUUCAACGCAGGAGAGAAGAUGGAACGUUUCUGCUUCUGGUGCUGCUGCUGUUGUUCCUGCUGUGGUUGGCGCUGCUGCUGAUGCUGCCGCAUCUGGCUGUACAAGCACUGCCGGGGCGACUGUGCGAGAGCAGGCACGGGGGCGGGGAGGGGCGGGGCAGCAGUGCAAGCAGCGAGUUGGGCAGGGCGGGGGCAAGGGCGUGGUGCUGCAGGGGUGGCAGGCGAGGGAGAUAGAGGCGCACAUCCAGCACAUGGAGCAUGUGUGUAGGCAGUUCCAGGAGGCGUUGGAGGCGAAGCGGCAGCAGGUGGGGCGAUGGGAGGCGGCAGUGAGGGAGGUGGUGAUAGGGGCGGAGGAGGAGAGGGCAGCGCGGGAUUCAGCACUGCACACACUCAUGGGGGAGCUAGCAUCACACCACUUGCAAUCCUUCAUAUUUCUUCCCCACGCCCUCUCUCUCCCCAUCUGUCCCAUACCGCCUUCCCCACUUCCUGCAGACUUCCAUCCACAUCCACCCCUCCCCAUCUCGCCUCUGCCCCACCACAUGCCGCCACAAGCUCCCUCCUCCACAACACACCUCGCCUCCACCCUCUGCUUCCACCAUUCCCACACACAGCUGCAGCGAUUGAGAGAGCGAGCCCGAGAGCUGGUGGGGGGGACAGGGGAGUGGGAGGGGCCAGCAGCAGCACGACUAGCAGCAGCAGACGCAGGGUCAAGGGAAGAUGGCAGAGCAGAGUCGGCGAGGGUGGGGGGGAUUGUACGGAGGGGGAGGGGCAGCGUAGGCGCGGAGCAGCAGGAGGAGAGUGAGGGGCAGGGCGGAUGUGAUGCACAGGGCAGCAGAGAGAGGGAGGGAAUGGAAGCAGAGUGGGGCGUGGGAAGGGGGCGAGUGGGCGAUAGGGCAGAGGAGAAUGUGGGAGAGGGGGAAGAGGAAGGAAUCAGUAUUAGAGCAGGCAGUGGGGAAAUGGUGAUGCCGCAGGAGAGGGUGCAGGAGAGGGAGCAAUACGAGGAGAGGGUGGUGGGAAGGAAUGCGUGGUUCUGGUGGAAGGGUAGUGAGGGCAGGAAGCGAGGCAGUGACUUGUGUGGACAUGUAAGUGAUGAUGAGUACUCCUCUCCCUCCUCCCCUCCUCCCCUCCUCCCCUCCUCCCCUCCUCCCCUCCUCCCUCCUCCCCUCCUCCCCUCCUCCCCUCCUCCCCUCCUCCCCUCCUCCCCUCCUCCCUCCUCCCCUCCUCCCCUCCUCCCCUCCUCCCCUCCUCCCCUCCUCCCCUCCUCCCCUCCUCCCCUCCUCCCCUCCUCCCCUCCUCCCCUCCUCCCCUCCUCCCCUCCUCCCCUCCUCCCCUCCUCCCCUCCUCCCAUCCUCGUGCCCGGUGCUUUUUUUGAGUUGACUCAUACCACACCUGUCACACACCGCUCGCCCUCCUCACCUUCACCCUGGUUCUCCCAUCGCGUCCCCACCCCCCCAGCACACCGCCCUACAUCACACCAUGACGCUGCCAUGACUCUUUUCUGCCGCACCUGCCCCUCUCCCACUCCCGCUGCCCCGCUUUCCCAUCCACCCCAAGUCUCUCUCGCCCUCUCCCGCCCUUUCUCGCCCAACCUCUCCAUCUACAUCAUAAGUGCGACCAUGUCUUUCGGGGCGCCGCAAAAGUCUUUCCCUCCUAUCCCCCCUACCUCCCCUACCACCCCCGUGCCUCAGAAACCUACCCCUGUCGGCGCCUCUGCCCUGCCUCUCUCCCACGGCCCUUCUUCUCCUCGCUCCCCCCAUGCCGCUCUGGUGCAUGGGCGGGCAUGCAUGGCGUGGGCACCAGAAGUGGGUGGUGGACAGUGCGUGGAUGGACGCACUCAGACAGGAGCAUGUGAGCAUGCAGCAUGCCAUGUUGGAUCAACAGCAGCGGAUCACCACACUGCAACAGGUGCGUACGCUUCACCUCAAACACUUCCCCACAGCACAACACUUCACUCUCCCUCUCUCAUCCCCCUCUCCUCUUUCCCAUACAUCCUGAUUCCCUCCCUUGCCAUUUCGCCCAUUCCCCCCCACCCCUCCCAUUCACGCGUCCACACAUGCCUCGCCCCUUGCUCGUACCCCAUCCUCACGUCAGCGCCAUGCAGCAGUGCAGCAGGGGCAGCAGCAGUGGGAGGCAAAAGCACGGGAGCAGAUUCAAGCCAUUCACCAGGUAACUGGGAAGAAGGCAUGGUGUGCAAUGGAAGAAAGGUAGGAGAGGGAGUGGGGCGUGCACUGCAGGGGGCGGGUGGCACGCAGUGCAGGGGUGGAGGAUGGAGGUGA
Molecule: messenger RNA, 8439 nt
Organism: Closterium sp. Naga37s-1
Lineage: Eukaryota; Viridiplantae; Streptophyta; Zygnematophyceae; Desmidiales; Closteriaceae
Source: the annotation of a GenBank genome assembly